Molecule: messenger RNA, 1347 nt
Organism: Funneliformis geosporum
Lineage: Eukaryota; Fungi; Glomeromycota; Glomeromycetes; Glomerales; Glomeraceae
Source: the annotation of a GenBank genome assembly
AUGACUGAAGAAAAAGCAGAAGAAAAUAUUAACAUUGAUCCUUCCACAUUGAAUCCUCUUUCUCCAGAAGUUAUAUCAAGGCAAGCUACUAUCAAUAUUGGAACAAUUGGUCACGUAGCACACGGUAAAUCUACUGUAGUGAAAGCGAUUUCUGGUGUUCAGACCGUUCGAUUCAAAAAUGAGCUUGAACGUAAUAUCACUAUUAAAUUGGGUUAUGCUAAUGCUAAGGUGUACAAAUGUGAAAAGGAAGAUUGUCCCCGUCCGGGAUGUUAUAAAUCAUAUCGUAGCGAUAAGGAAGAGAAUCCUCCCUGUGAGAGACCUGGAUGUGGUGAUUGCCCCGGUCAUGACAUUCUUAUGGCUACUAUGUUAAACGGUGCGGCUGUUAUGGAUGCCGCGCUUUUACUGAUUGCCGGUAAUGAAUCUUGCCCACAGCCUCAAACUAGCGAGCACUUGGCUGCCAUUGAAAUUAUGAAAUUGAAACAUAUUAUAAUUCUACAAAACAAAGUCGAUCUAUGUAAAGACACUGCUUGCGAAGAACAUUAUAGAAGUAUUUUAGACUUUGUUAAAGGUACUGUUGCUGAUGGUGCCCCUAUUGUACCCAUAUCAGCGCAGUUGAAAUAUAAUAUUGAUGCCAUCAAUGAAUACAUUGUUAAAAAGAUUCCUAUUCCGGUUCGUGACUUCACAUCUGAUCCUCGAUUGAUUGUAAUUCGAUCGUUCGAUGUUAAUAAGCCUGGUGCUGAAGUUGACGAGCUUAAAGGUGGUGUAGCUGGUGGAUCGAUUUUACGUGGUGUUUUGAAGGUCGGUGACGAAAUAGAAGUCCGACCUGGAAUCCUUACCAAAGAUAAUGAUGGUCAAAUUCAUUGUCGUCCAAUUUUUUCACGUAUAGUUACAUUAUUUGCUGAACAUAAUGAUUUGAAAUUUGCUGUUCCCGGUGGCUUGAUUGGUGUUGGUACCAAGAUUGAUCCAACGCUCUGUCGUGCGGAUCGUCUUGUUGGCCAAGUUCUUGGUGCUGUUGGCAAAUUACCCAAAAUUUAUACUGAACUCGAAAUUAAUUACUUUUUACUUAGAAGAUUAUUAGGUGUUAAAACGGAUGAUAAGAAACAGACUAAGGUCUCAAAAUUGACCAAAAAUGAGGUUCUUAUGGUAAACAUAGGAUCAACUUCUACCGGUGGGCGUGUCAUGUCAGUUAAAGCAGAUUUGGCCAAAAUUAUAUUGACUAGUCCUGCUUGUACUGAAAUUGACGAGAAGAUUGCUUUAUCCCGAAGAAUUGACAAACAUUGGAGAUUAAUCGGAUGGGGUAAGAUUAAACGUGGUGUUGAUAUUGAACCCGAUGUUGAUCGAACAUAA